Grus americana (Whooping crane) is the source of this 1876-nucleotide messenger RNA. RefSeq names its product diphthamide biosynthesis 2 (gene DPH2). Lineage: Eukaryota; Metazoa; Chordata; Aves; Gruiformes; Gruidae. The record is from RefSeq and is a predicted model, not a curated record. Gene Ontology annotation, molecular function: 2-(3-amino-3-carboxypropyl)histidine synthase activity. The transcript is spliced from 6 exons. Gene Ontology annotation, biological process: protein histidyl modification to diphthamide. Bases 52 to 1494 code for a protein of 480 amino acids.
GCGGACUCAGGGGCCCCGCGUGGCGGGCCUGACUCCCGGCCCCGCAGCGCCAUGGCAACGGCCUUCAGCAGCGACGGGGAGGCCGCGCUGCGGCGGGAGCUGGGCCCGGCGGCGGCGGCGGCGGCGGCGCCGCGGGAGGACCUCGAUGGCUUCUACGAGAUGGGCCGGGCCGCCGCCUUCGUGCAGGGCGGCGGGUUCCGCAAGGUCGCCCUCCAGUUCCCCGACGAGCUCCUGGCGGACGCGGCAGCGGUGGCGGCCCGGAUGGAGGCGGCGACUGGGGCCGAGAUGUACGUCCUGGGAGACACCACGUACGGCAGCUGCUGCGUGGACGAAGUGGCCGCCGAGCACGCGGGUGCCGAGGCGGUGCUGCACUACGGCCCGGCCUGCCUCAGCCCCAGCAGAAAGCUCCCGGUGCUGCACAUCUUCGGGCGGCAGCCCCUGGACAUCGAGCGUUGUGCAGAGGCCUUUCGGGAGCUCUACCCCGACCGGCAGAGCCAUGUGGUGGUGCUGAGCGACGUAGUUUAUGCCCAUGCGAUGGGUGAGCUGGAGCAGCAGUUAUGCCCCGAGUACCCCAAUAUCGUUUUCUCCAGGGUGGUGUGCGGGGACCCUCCUGGCCCCGCGCUGCCCGGGGAGGUGCGGCAGUUUGGUCGCCAGUUCCUGGUGGAGGCGCCGGGAGGGCUGCAGGACUGUGCCAUGUUCUAUGUGGGAGCUGAAGGCUUGGCUCUCACCAGCUUCAUGCUGACCUGGAACUGCUGCCCCUUCAGCUCCUUCAACCCUGCCACUGGCUGUGGCCGCCGCGAGACCCUUAACGUCAACCGGGCCCUGAUGCGACGCCUCUACCUGGUGGAGCGAACCCGGGAUGCACAGGUGGUGGGCAUCCUGGUGGGCACCCUCGGCGUGGCGGGCUACCUGGCGGUGCUGCAGCACCUCCGCAAGCUUCUGCAACGGGCCGGCAAGCGCAGCUACACACUGGCUGUGGGGAAGCCAAACCCUGCCAAGCUGGCCAACUUCCUGGAGGUGGACAUCUUUGUCCUGGUGGCCUGUGCUCAGAACUCGCUGCUGGACUCCAGCGACUUCUACCGGCCCAUUGUGACCCCCUACGAGCUGGAGCUGGCCUGUAACCCAGCCCGCGAAUGGACAGGGAACUACUUCACUGACUUCCGAGACCUGCUGCCAGGUGCCUGUGCGCACAUUGGGCUCCCACCGGCUGUCCCUGCAGCAGAGGCUGUUCCCGACAUCUCGCUGAUCACGGGAGAGAUGCGUGCUGCCCACCUCCAUGACCCCCCGGCUACCCAGCUGCCCCCCAGCACCGCUCUGGCCUGCAGGGACCAGACUCGGGCCCUCGCGGAGAUCAGCCCUGCUGCCUCCUUCCUGGAAUCCCGCAGCUGGCGGGGCCUGGAGCAGCGGCUGGGGCAGACGCCCAUCUCCAAGGCUGUGCAGGGCCGACGAGGGAUUGCCAUUGCCUAUGAGGAUGAGGGGCACGAGCAACCCUGAUUCAGCAGCAGCAUCAGCAGGAGCAGGAGGCGUGCGGGGGCCCAGGUGUUGCCUGCCACUGGGUGUCAGACCUGUGAGGGUCUCACAAGGGUCCGGACCUACCACCAGCUGGCCCCGCACUGGAUGCGGCCUUGGGUCAGUACUGCGGUGGGAGAGCAGGAGUUGCGUGCAUGUUUGGGGAUGCCUGCAGCACCCGUGGGCUCAUGGCCAGGGCAGCAGCAGGGCCAGGGCGGGCACUUGGCCCAGACCCAGCCUCCAAGGGCAACCCAGUCCAGGGCAGCUUUGGCCCUACACAGAAAGGUCACAGCUUCACAUGAGCCGACAGCACCAGGACUUGGCUGAUGUGGGCUACUGCUGCUAACUAAAGCUGAACUGAAAAGGA